Heterobasidion irregulare TC 32-1 is the source of this 201-nucleotide messenger RNA. RefSeq lists its product as uncharacterized. The transcript has a single exon. The record is from RefSeq and is a predicted model, not a curated record. The coding region runs from base 1 to 201 and encodes 66 amino acids. NCBI's taxonomy places the organism in Eukaryota, Fungi, Basidiomycota, Agaricomycetes, Russulales, Bondarzewiaceae.
AUGCACACGUCCAAUCCACUCGCCACUCCGAUUCAGACUGAACUGUCCCCCGCGCUCGGCAUGGCCCUUUUUUCUUCUUUUCCUUCUGUCCAUGUCGCACUACCUUUUACGCACAUGAAGUCUGCCCGCAUUCACAUAAUUACGACACUGCGACGGCACAAUAAUGACUGCUUCGAUAGCACAAGCGCAACCUCGAAUUAA